Messenger RNA from Sipha flava (yellow sugarcane aphid), 1022 nucleotides. RefSeq names its product transmembrane protein 41A-like. Lineage: Eukaryota; Metazoa; Arthropoda; Insecta; Hemiptera; Aphididae. The transcript has 6 exons. Bases 253 to 996 code for a protein of 247 amino acids. The record is from RefSeq and is a predicted model, not a curated record.
AACGCGGAAAUUUGAUAACGACAAGACGUGCGGUACAGAAGGUGCCGACGUUUACCCGUCGCUUCGUUCACUCUUUUCGUUUAAAAAAGUCGUACCUCGUAUGAAUAUAUCAUGUGCGCAGUGUUCUUUUACUUCCUAAAUAUCAGAACAUUCCCGUCGACGAUACUAUUGAAACCGUAGAAAAAAAUAUAUACAUUUACCGUUCGCACGUUGACCGAUAUUGCAAAUCUGUCAAAAACUGGAACCCUAAAAAUGACAUUUAUACGGUUGCUAUUAGUGGUUCCAAUAUUUUCAGGUUAUCUGUUUUGGCUUUAUUACCUUAUUCAAAAUGUUCCAGUAAUAGAAAACCAAUGCAGUAUUGAAUUUGCAAUACCUAAGACUUUAACUGAAAUCAUUGCUCUAAAUUCUUGUUUAAAACAAUACCUCAACAGUAAUUACCUUUACAUACUUGUCUUGUUUAGUAGCGUUUAUAUUUUCAAACAAACAUUUUGCAUUCCAGGAUCUAUUAUACUGAAUGUAAUGGCUGGAUCAUUGUUUGGUUCCAGUAUAGGAUUUCUAUUAGUAUGUACACUUUCAAGCAUUGGUGUUUCAGCAUGUUACCUUCUAUCUAAACUAUGUGCUAUCGAGACAGUAAUAAUGAACUAUUUACCAAGUCAGUUAACUUCAUCUAAAACUACUCUAGAAAAUUUAGUAGAAAAAAAUAGGGAUCAACUAUGGUAUUUACUUUUGGUCUUGCGUGUCAUUCCGGUCACACCAAACUGGUUGUUAAACCUAAUUGCUCCAAUUGUCAAAAUUCCUCUUUUUACUUUCACUUAUACGACAUUUUUCGGAUUAAUGCCAUACAAUUAUAUAUGCUGCCAGAGUGGUCAAACAUUAUCAAGUAUUAAUUCAUUGGAAGAAAUUUUUACUUUAAAAACUACCAUGCAAUUAAUGUCCAUUGCUGUAGCUCUAGUGAUUAUAAAAAUUGCCUCAAGGUUUUGUAAAAUAAAGACCUAAUUAUUUUUAUUGUGAUUUAUUUUUAA